This is a messenger RNA of Colletotrichum orchidophilum, 324 nucleotides long. RefSeq lists its product as uncharacterized. The record is from RefSeq and is a predicted model, not a curated record. NCBI's taxonomy places the organism in Eukaryota, Fungi, Ascomycota, Sordariomycetes, Glomerellales, Glomerellaceae. The coding region runs from base 1 to 324 and encodes 107 amino acids. The transcript has a single exon.
AUGACCAGGAUAAGCAGACAGGCGGUCAAGACACGACUCCUCCUGUUGAGUCUUGAGGAGUCCAGGUUGGGCUGCGGAUCGUCACUCACCGCAAUACAAGGCAAAUGCGGCCAAGCCGAAGACGUGGCUCACGGCUGGCUCAUCAUCUCCUUCUCUUGCAAUGUCGCGCUCGCUACACGUGGGCGGACCGACAUGUCAUCGGACUUGUCGGACGACGAUGCCCUGCCUGGUGGCGGGGGCAAAAUUUCUCUUUCUCACUUUCGGUAUUACGCAGUCUUCAUUUUGCUGCUAGCACCCACGCGGACCGGGAACACUGGCAUUUGA